This is a messenger RNA of Caenorhabditis remanei, 3105 nucleotides long. RefSeq lists its product as uncharacterized. NCBI's taxonomy places the organism in Eukaryota, Metazoa, Nematoda, Chromadorea, Rhabditida, Rhabditidae. The record is from RefSeq and is a predicted model, not a curated record. Gene Ontology annotation, cellular component: FACT complex. Gene Ontology annotation, molecular function: nucleosome binding. Gene Ontology annotation, biological process: transcription elongation by RNA polymerase II; positive regulation of transcription elongation by RNA polymerase II. Bases 1 to 3105 code for a protein of 1034 amino acids. The transcript has 6 exons.
AUGGGAGAUAAACGAGUGAUCCUUAACAAGGAUCAUUUCUUCCAGAGAGCAGAGCGUCUCUAUGAGCAUUGGGAAAGCGGAGAAGAAGGUCUCGAUUCGGUGAAGUCUCUGGCCGUGGUAUAUGGCGACAGUGAUAAUCCAUACACAAAGUCUAGCGCCCUUCACUCAUGGCUCUUCGGACAUGAAAUAAACGACACAGCCCUUUUGCUUCUCAAAGAUCAUAUUUACAUACUUGGUAGUAAUCGCAAAGUUGACUUUUUCGGAUCGGUUAUCGGUGAUCAGUUUCAUGGAAGAGUACCACCAGUCAGUACAAUGCUUCGUGAUAAAACCGAUAAGGAUGCUGCAAAUUUCGUGAAGCUUAUCGACCAUAUCAAACAAGCUGGAGGAGAACUUGGUGCAUUUGUUAAGGAGAAAUUCAACUCGGACUUUGUAAAUGCGUGGAACGAUGCACUCAAGGCAGAAGACAUCAACAAAGUUGAUGUUACUCUUGCAUUCACUCAUAUGUUCUCAGUUAAAGACGAUAAAGAAGUCGAAUUGAUGCGCAAGUCAGCUCAAGUCACUUCCGCUUCGUGGACUGCGGCUAGAGGAAGAUAUGUCGAGAUCAUCGAUCAAGAAAAGCGAGUCCGCCACUCUGUCCUAUCCAGUGAAUUCGCCGGAUACAUGAAAGAUUCAAAAGUUCAACAAUCAAUGGCCAAAUAUGGCGCAGAAACAUGCUAUGAGCCGAUCGUUAUGUCUGGUGGCAACUACUCUUUCAAGUGGAACCACGAAAGCUCAGAAGCUCAUCUUCACAGCCAGUUUGGCACAAUCAUCACUUCUUUCGGUGCUCGACUCUCCGAUUACUGCACAAACUUGACUCGUACUAUGUUGAUCUUCCCAUCAACUGAGCUGGAAGCAGCAUAUGAAGCAAUUCUUGCUGCCGAAUUGGCAGUUAUCGCUGCAUUGAAGCCAGGAGUCAAACUAAGUGACGUUUACAAAAUCGGAGUUGAUACUCUUACUGAAAAAAAUCCGAAAUUAACUGAGACUCUUAAUAAGAAAGAAUUGGGAUUCGCAACUGGAAUCGAAUUCCGCGAGAGUCGGUUGUCGAUCAGUGCAAAAUGUGAGGAAACUGUAAAAGCCGGAAUGGUUUUCAUAGUAUACAUCGGAGCUGACAACAUUCCAAACAAAAACAAAGGAGAAAAGGGAAAGCCAGCCGCUAUCGCCAUUUCGGAUACCAUUCUGGUUAAGGCUGAGGGAGAGAACGAAAUCCUUACCGAGAAGGCUAAAUCACGUCUGAAGUCGAACGUUAUCAAGUUCAAGGAGGAGCAAGAGAACAGAGAGGCUGAAAAAGAAUCUGAUCAGAAGAAAAUGCUCGGUAGAGGACAGCGAAGUGUGGUUCUCAAUGAUCAAACAAGAAAUAAGACUACCAAUGAGGAGCUUCGCAAAGAACGCCAAAAAGAACUUGGAAAGCAGUUGAAUAUUGAUGCGAAAGCUAGACUUUCAAAACAAGAUGGUGGAACUGACGAGAAGAAAGUAAAGAAAUCCAAUGUUUCGUACAAGAACGAAGAAAGAUUCCCACAAGACGCUGACAUUCAGAAAAUGUUAAUUUUUGUUGACCGAAAGUACGAUUCGGUUAUUGUGCCAAUUUUCGGAAUUCCCGUUCCUUUCCAUAUCUCUAUGAUAAAGAACUGCUCCCAAUCGGUUGAAGGCGAUUUCACGUAUCUCCGUAUCAAUUUCGCUACUCCAGGAUCGCAAGUUGGCAAAGACAAUGGACAGUUUCCACACCCACUUGCUCAUUUCAUGAAAGAACUUACUUUCCGUGCUAGCAACAUCAAAGAACAUCAUAGUGAUGCCUCACCUCCAAGCAGUAAUUUGAGUACUGCUUUUCGUCUCAUAAAGGAAAUGCAAAAGCGAUUCCGUACAGAGGAAGCUGAAGAGCGCGAGAAGGAUGGAGCAGUGAAACAGGAUAAACUCAUUUUGAGUCAAAAUAAGUUGAAUCCCAAGCUCAAAGAUUUGCUUAUUCGUCCAAAUAUCAUCCAAAAGCGAAUCACAGGAUCCCUCGAAGCUCAUACUAAUGGUUUCAGAUACACUUCUCUUCGUGGUGACCGUAUUGAUGUACUCUACAAUAACAUCAAACACGCAUUCUUCCAACCAUGUGAUAACGAGAUGAUCAUUCUCCUCCAUUUUCAUCUCAAAAAUCCUGUGAUGUGGGGAAAGAAAAAGUACAAGGACGUACAAUUCUAUACCGAAGUUGGAGAAAUCACCACCGAUCUCGGAAAGUAUCAUCAUAUGCAAGAUCGUGAUGAUAUGCAGAGUGAACAACAGGAGCGUGAAAUGCGUCGUCGUCUAAAUACUGCUUUUAACAGUUUCUGUGAAAAAGUUUCUCGCUUGACGAACGAUCAGUUCGAAUUUGAUUCUCCAUUCUCAGGACUAGGAUUCUUCGGAGUACCGUAUCGUUCAGCAACAACUCUAAAGCCAACUGCAUCGUGCCUUGUGAAUCUGACUGAAUGGCCGCCUUUCAUUGUUACACUGUCUGAAGUUGAACUUGUUCACUUCGAACGUGUCUCCUUACAACUUAAAAACUUCGAUAUGGUGUUCAUCUUCAAAGACUACAAAAUGAAGACUCAGAUGGUUGCCCAGAUUCCAAUGAGUAGCAUUGACAAGAUCAAAGAGUGGCUUCAUACUUGUGAUAUUUGGUACAGUGAAGGAAUUCAAUCUCUCAAUUGGGCCAAAGUCAUGAAGACUAUCACUGACGAUCCAGAUGACUUCUUCGAGAACGGUGGAUGGAGUUUCCUUGAUUUGGAGUCGGACAAUGAAGAUGCUAAUGAAGACUCUGACGAAUCAGAUGCAUAUGAUCCGGAAGAGGAAGAUGUAUCUGGUGGUGGUUCGUCCAGUGAAAGUGAUGAAGAUGAAAGUGAAGGAGAAGAAACUGAGUCAGAUGAUGACGAAGAAGGGUCUCUGGACUCGGAUGAAUCGGAAGGAAAAGACUGGUCAGAUCUUGAGGAAGAGGCUGCCAAGGCAGACAAAAGACGUGAAGUCGAAGAUCUUCAUGGUGGCCACGAUCGUGACCGUGAUCGCAAGAGACCACAUUCAAGCAAAGCCGGGCCUUCACACAAGCGCAGGAAGUAG